Molecule: messenger RNA, 1227 nt
Organism: Rhodotorula toruloides NP11
Lineage: Eukaryota; Fungi; Basidiomycota; Microbotryomycetes; Sporidiobolales; Sporidiobolaceae
Exons: 1
Coding region: 1-1227 (408 amino acids)
Source: RefSeq, a predicted model, not a curated record
AUGCCGAAGGACUACCUGACGAGCCUUCCCGCCGAACUGUUCGACUACAUCUGCCAGCUCGUGCACGCAUACGAUCCGAAAACUCGCUCUUCCAGCGACCAAUACCUCGGCUCCAUCUCCAAGGCCUUCCUCCCGUUUGCUCGACAGCGAGUCUUUCCGCGUCUCUACAUCCGAGAUGAGCGCAAGGCCGAGAAGGCUGUGAUUGUCCUUGCCGCAAGCCCCGAAGCUGCCGCAUGCGUCGCGAGCUUGACGCUGUCUUUGACCGAGGACGCCCUGUCGACGCAGAAGAUCAAGGCGAGCGUGCUCAACCAAGCGAUCUCGAACCUCACUCGCGUGAAGAAACUCUCAGUCACCGGCGCAGGACGCUUCGCAAAGGCGCUCCUGUCACCUCGCAAGGCCGGUCUCUUGCCGUCUCUCGAGGAUCUCACCAUCAGCGGCCGAUUCGAAGGAUGGGCAGACCCCCUCGCACCCUCCUUCUACCGCAACCUUGGUCGCUACUCUCGCCUUGCCAAGCUGAGCCUCGACAUCCAGUCAAAGCCGGAAGGCCGUUCGCAGCGGGCGAAGGCAGUGGAGCGCAUCGCGAUGCCGUGGUCCUUCUGGCUCCUGAUGUUGUCCGGUCAAGGAAUUGACAACCCGACAGCGAGCGCCCUAGCCGCCAGCCUCGGCUCGACGGCGCUGUCGCUGCACGGUCCCAUCGGAACGAUCACGACAAUGUCAGACCGCCUUCGUGACCUGCCCAGGAGCGUUAUUCAACUAGUGCUUGCUCAGCCCAUAUCUAUGAAGGAGGACAUCAGCGCGACGCUCAAGACUUGCCCUUGGGUGAUCGCACUGAGUCUUGAGGCCGGCUUCGACUGCUCGGCAAUCCUCCGGUCCCUCAGUCGCUCGUUGCCUCGUCUCGCCCAGCUUGAUCUCCAGCCUAACCGUACCUUUACAACCGAGGACAUCCUCGCAGUUCUCGAAGGCCCAGCCAAGAUCAGCAGUCUCCAGUUGCUCGGCGUGCACGAACCUGACUGGGGCGACUACGAGUUGUGGCCCGAACCGGACGAGCUCAUCCCCGUUAUUGAGGUCGCGGAGCGCGAGAACGUCAAGCUUAGGGGCGAGUGGGCAGAACUUGCGAUCAAGCGGAAGAAGGCGCACGACGCCCGUCUCGAAGCUGAGCGCGAGAAGGAGCAGGAGAAGCGGCGCGAGAUCUCGAGGGCGGCGGCCGCAUCGGCGGCAGAGUGGUGA